This is a messenger RNA of Onychostoma macrolepis, 890 nucleotides long. Its product is annotated as cystatin-F. Gene Ontology annotation, cellular component: endoplasmic reticulum; lysosome; late endosome. The transcript has 5 exons. Lineage: Eukaryota; Metazoa; Chordata; Actinopteri; Cypriniformes; Cyprinidae. The record is from RefSeq and is a predicted model, not a curated record. Gene Ontology annotation, molecular function: cysteine-type endopeptidase inhibitor activity. Bases 353 to 811 code for a protein of 152 amino acids. Gene Ontology annotation, biological process: negative regulation of microglial cell activation; immune response; positive regulation of myelination.
CAUCAGACAAGCUUUCAAUGUCAUCACAGAGUCUUCUUCAUCUAGGAGAGCUGGAUUUACACCCACAACUCCAGACUGACUCCUUCACCUGAGUUCUGAUUGCACGCACCUGUUCAGAAUCUGCACCCUCAUCAAGACUGCUUCAAAAGCACACACCUCACUUCACUCCAGUGUCCAGUCUCGUUUGGACGAAGUGGACUCCUCGUGCUACUCCAGCAAAGGCCUUUGAGAGUCCAUGUAGGAAACAGUACUUUAGACCAAUGGGAAUUGUGCCUGCUCUCUGGAGGACUGCAGCACAUGGCUGGUGGUUGAAGUGUUGCUGAACAGGAAGUUGCUGAGUAGAAUUGAGAAAAUGUCAACAGACAUGAGGGUCUCUUAUCAGAGUCUAGUCUUGCUUUUUUUAGCAGGCUUCUGCUCACUCGAGAAAAUUCCAGUGCACACAUUCAUCAGCAGACCGAUCCCAGGAGCUCUGCAGAACGUCAGUAAGAAUGACACUGGGGUGAAGGAGGCCGUCCUGACUGGAACCUACUCCUUUAAUAACAAAUCCAACGAUGCUUUCCUGUUCAAAGCAUCAGCUGUUGAUGACGCAAAGAGACAGAUAGUCAAAGGCGUCCGCUAUGUUCUGGAAGUGGAGCUCUCACGGACCGUGUGCAGGAAGAGGUACAGCACUGAUGACCUCAACAACUGUCCCUUCCAGACAGACCGUCUGUUACAGCAGACAUUCUUCUGUCACUUUGACGUCUGGUCCGUUCCAUGGAUGAAGCCGAUUUCAACUACAUAUUUUAAAUGUCGUACAAAUGAUCUAUUCUGAAAUCUGUUUUUCACUUGAAAUGUCAUGCUAAUUUAAUGCCAAACUGAAUGUGAAAAUAAAGUAAGGCGCAGUGAUUGGA